Messenger RNA from Brienomyrus brachyistius, 1598 nucleotides. Its product is annotated as septin-7-like. Gene Ontology annotation, biological process: cytoskeleton-dependent cytokinesis; cilium assembly. Gene Ontology annotation, molecular function: molecular adaptor activity; GTPase activity; GTP binding. The record is from RefSeq and is a predicted model, not a curated record. Lineage: Eukaryota; Metazoa; Chordata; Actinopteri; Osteoglossiformes; Mormyridae. Gene Ontology annotation, cellular component: septin complex; microtubule cytoskeleton; cell division site.
GAAAAAUCAUGGUUCUGGAUUUAGCUGGGCGCUGCCUCUUCACUUCUGAUUGUCGGUGUCCUCCAGCAGCUAAAUUGACCUGAUCUGAGAUCAGUAUGCAGUCAAGUGUUUUAUAAUAUAUUGUCGUUGUUUAAUGUUCCUCUUCCAGCAACAGAAGAACCUGGAGGGAUAUGUGGGUUUCGCAAACCUCCCCAACCAAGUGUACAGAAAAUCGGUGAAGAGGGGCUUUGAAUUCACCCUCAUGGUUGUCGGGGAGUCUGGUCUGGGGAAGUCAACGUUGAUCAACUCCUUGUUCCUGACAGACCUGUAUUCUGCGGAGUAUCCUGGCCCUUCCCACAGAAUCAAGAAGACAGUACAGGUGGAACAAUCCAAGGUGCUAAUAAAGGAAGGGGGGGUCCAGCUUCUCCUUACAAUAGUCGACACCCCAGGAUUCGGUGAUGCAGUGGACAACAGCAACUGCUGGCAGCCCGUCAUCGACCACAUCGACAGCAAGUUUGAGGAUUACCUCAACGCCGAGUCCCGCGUCAACCGGCGUCAGAUGCCUGACAGCAGGGUGCACUGCUGCCUGUACUUCAUCGCCCCCUCAGGACAUGGACUCAAGCCACUGGACAUUGAGUUCAUGAAGCGGUUACAUGAAAAGGUGAACAUCAUUCCCCUCAUCGCCAAGGCGGACACACUGACUCCUGAGGAGUGUCAGCAGUUCAAGAAGCAGAUCAUGCGUGAAAUCCAGGAACACAAAAUUAAAAUCUACGAGUUCCCAGAGACGGACGACGAGGAGGAGAACAAGCUGGUGAAGAAGAUCAAGGAUCGCCUCCCUCUGGCCGUCGUCGGUAGCAACACCAUCAUCGAGGUCAACGGGAAGCGCGUCCGAGGGAGGCAGUACCCCUGGGGCGUGGCAGAAGUGGAGAACAGUGAGCACUGCGAUUUCACGAUCCUCCGGAACAUGCUAAUCAGGACCCACAUGCAGGACCUGAAAGACGUGACCAACAACGUCCACUACGAGAACUACAGGAGCCGCAAGCUGGCGGCCGUCACCUACAACGGCGUGGACAAUAACAAGAGCAAGGGUCAGCUGACCAAGAGCCCAUUGGCACAGAUGGAAGAGGAGAGGAGGGAACAUGUGGCCAAGAUGAAGAAGAUGGAGAUGGAGAUGGAGCAGGUGUUUGAGAUGAAGGUCAAGGAGAAAAUUCAGAAGCUGAAAGACUCUGAGGCAGAGCUGCAGAGACGUCACGAGCACAUGAAGAAGAACCUGGAGGCUCAGCAUAAGGAGCUGGAGGAGAAGCGGCGGCAGUACGAGGAGGAGAAGACCAACUGGGAGGCACAGCAGCGGGUGCUGGAGCAGCAGAAGCUCGACGCCUCCAGGACCUUGGAAAAAAACAAAAAGAAGGGGAAGAUAUUUUAAAGUCUUUGAGGGCCCCACGAUUUGAGGGCCCCACGAUUUGAGGGCCCCCACGAUUUGAGGGCCCCCAUGCUUUGACGUACUGGUGCCAACGUACCAGCCUGGACCUCAGCGCAUCUGUCCACCAACGACACGGCUCUCUGCAUGAGGAGAGGGCCGGAACGCUGCUGUCUGUGGCCCCCCCCACCCCCUAUUACCC